Messenger RNA from Rodentolepis nana, 1233 nucleotides. The record is from the annotation of a GenBank genome assembly. Lineage: Eukaryota; Metazoa; Platyhelminthes; Cestoda; Cyclophyllidea; Hymenolepididae.
AUGAUGUCCCUCUUUCGCACACCAGGUGAAUCACAAAAGAUCGUUCACCUAAUGACAGCCUUCCAGUCCGCCUACGUUGAGCAGAACUUAACCCGGGUGAAGGCACAAUUCCGCAAUCCCGAAUCAGUGAUGAUCCUUGCCUAUGCGAUAAUUAUGCUCCACACCGACAUGUACAGUCCCAAUGUCCGACCUGAUUCCAAGAUGUCUAGGGAGGAUUUUGUGAACAAUCUCAGGGGAAUCGAUGAUGGUGAGGAUCUUGAUCGAAAUCUCUUAUUGGCAAUCUACGAUCGAAUGCAGAUGGGAGAGAUGCUAGUUGCACCAGAUCAUACGGAUCAAGUGCGACGAGUCUAUCGUCUCCUUACUGGUCCUCUUCGGCCGACAAACCUUGUCCUACCUCACCGUCGUCUUGUUUGCUACUGUCGGCUCUAUGAGGUUCAAGACAAAACAAAGCGAGAUCGCAGUGGACCACAUCAACGCGAUAUCUUUCUUUUCAACGACCUCCUCCUGGUCACAAAGGCAAUUCACAAACGACGGAAGGAGUCUUCAUCCAAUUCUAACUCUGGUACCUCUACAACUUAUCAAGUUCGAAAUGUAAUCACUCUCCUGGGUAUCCGAGUGACCACUUUCGAGACCCAACACUACGAAAAUGGAUUCUCUCUCUACCGGAUAGAUCAAUCAAGCGCGUCUUCCCAGAUUGGAGAAUGCGAGGCGGAGAAAAAGAAGGGGGGAAAUAAAUCAAGGAAUGGAAGUCAGAAAGAAGCCAGCAGUGAAGCAUCCAGAGGUACUCCAAUGAUUAGUUUCAAUGCCAAAACUCAGUCAGACAAGUUAAGACUGCUUGAGGACAUUCAAGAGUGCAUAAUGGAGACCACUGAAAUGGAUCGAGUGCGAUUGGAUGAUGUUCUCUGCAAGCAAAGCUCUUCUGUUCCCAAACGCUCCACGACAGUUGCUGAAGCUCCAGUUUCUGCGGCGAAAGUUUACAGUCUCCCCCCAGGAACUGCUGUACCAGUUGCAGUAACCGCCAAAGUCCCCACGGCUUCUCAUACUCGACAGACGCGUUCUGGGGCUUGUCAUUAUCAAUCUCAAUUGAGUACUGAUGGUUUGCUUUCAGCUCGUGGGGUGACCACUUGUAUGCCUGGAAAUUAUUAUGCUGGUCAGAGUCACACGUAUCAUGUUCCCUCAUCUCAACGACCUAGGGCUUAUCUCUAUCAGCGACCCAGCGAGCCAUCUCAUUGA